Messenger RNA from Penaeus monodon (black tiger shrimp), 686 nucleotides. RefSeq lists its product as uncharacterized. Lineage: Eukaryota; Metazoa; Arthropoda; Malacostraca; Decapoda; Penaeidae. The record is from RefSeq and is a predicted model, not a curated record.
GAGAUGUGGCACGCCUUGAGGAAGGUCCUGUUCCUGUCCCUGGUGGCUGGGGGCGCUCUCGCCUACGACGUCCUCUAUCAAAGGAUGCUUCAGGGGAAAGGAGUGACGGUAGAAGGGACUUACCAAACGUAUAUUCUCAGCUGGUCGAGGUGCGCUGCCAUCUGUAGCAUGCGUGGCACGUGCCUCUCAUGGACGCACGACACAGCCACCCAGACGUGCAAGGUCUACACCCAAAUGGCGCCCGUGGGCUUCCUGCCGAGCGCCCCGUCCUCCGUGGGGGUCUACGCCGACCUCAGCGGCGGGUACUUCCUUCUCAACACGGCUCCGGGGACUGGCUCGACGUGGCUUGAAGGCCAGGCACAGUGCGCCGCCCGCAAUGGCGUCAUCGCCUUCGUCGGUUACGAGAAGAUCAAGCUCCUUCUGCAGAGCGUUCAGCACUCCAUGGCCUGGAUGGGACUCAUUUACGACACCACAGCCGGCGUCUGGAGGGACCACCUGGGCAACGUUCCCCAAAACCUUUACUGGAAAGCUGGGGAGCCCGACGGAGUCAACGUCUACUCCUACUACACGGUCUGGGGAGAAGGUCUUGUGGCCAUCUACGGGACCAUAUGGGACGAGAAGGCCACUCUUUGUGCUUACGUGUGAGCCGGCGUUGAGGCAUCGGCGUGUGGUGGUCAGUACUUGUC